AAUGGCCUGGCCAGAUGCGGCAGGUCUGGUGCUGCCGACUGGCGGAGGAGGGCGAGGAGGAGGAAGGGAGCAUCCGCACCCGCAGCAGCAGCAGCAUCCGCACCCGCAGCAGCAGCAGCAGCAUCCUCCGCAGCCUCCGCAGCAACAGCUAGAGGAGGAAGGGAGGGGGGGACGGAGGAGGAGAAGGCGGCGCCAGGCCUGCAUCUCCUGCUGCUGCUGCCGCUGCUGCCGGGGGCGCCGGGGCCGGUGGGCGCCUUGGCGGCGGGCGGAGCGGGGCCCGGGGCUCUCGGCAUGAGGCGCCCGCCUUGCCUGCUGCUCCUCCUCCUCCUCCUCGUCGCCGGCGCCUCGCUCGCCUGCUACUCGCCCAGCCCGCGCGCCCUGCAGGACCAGGCGUAUUCCGCCGCCGUGGUGCUGGAGGGCAAGGUCCAGGCGCUGCCGCCCACGCCGCCCGUCCCCGGCGCCCCCAACGCCAGCCCCGCCAACGGGAGCCGGGAGCUGGAGGCCACCUCCUCGCCGUCCUCCUCGCCGCCCUCCUCGCCGCCGGGCAUCCUGGUGAAGGUGCUGGACCUGUGGCCCCUCAACAGCGGCGGCCUGCAGCGCGAGCAGCUCAUCCGCGUGGGCUCCACGCCCGCGCCCUGCUUCCGCGUCAAGCGCAACCACCGCUACAUCUUCUUCCUGGAGCCCACCGAGCAGCCGCUGGUCUUCACCACCUCCUUCGCCCCGCUCGACACCAGCGGCAAGAACCUCAAGAAGGACGUCGGGCGCAUCCUCUGCGCCGACUGCGCUGUCCCUCCAAAACUCAAGAAACUGAGGAACCUAAAUGCAGAAUUGGGGGCAAAGAUUUCUUUGAAAUGUGAGGCCAGUGCAGGAAAUCCCCAGCCUUCCUACAAGUGGUUCAAAGAUGGUAAAGAACUGAAAAAGAGCAAAGAUAUCAGAAUAAAAUAUGGAAAUGGAAAAAAAAAUUCUAGACUACAGAUCAAUAAAGUGAAAGUGGAAGAUGGAGGGGAAUACAGUUGUGAAGCAGAGAAUGUGUUAGGCACGGACACCGUCAGAGGUACUCUCAGUGUGAGAACCGUUUCCACAACUCUGUCCUCUGGGCCUGGACAUACUAGACAGUGCAAUGAAACAGUUAAGUCCUACUGUGUCAACGGUGGAGUUUGCUACUAUGUUGAGGGCAUAAACCAGCUGUCUUGCAGGUGUCCGAAUGAAUUCACAGGGGACCAGUGUCAGAACUCCGCAAUGGCCAGCUUCUCCAAACAUCUUGGAUUAGAAUUAAAGGAAGCUGAGGAGCUGUAUCAGAAGAGAGUUCUAACCAUAACCGGGAUUUGUGUUGCAUUGCUUGUGGUGGGGAUAGUGUGUGUGGUAGCAUAUUGUAAAACCAAAAAACAGAGAAAUCAAAUGCAUAAUCAUAUGCGGCAAAAUAUGUGUCCAGCCCAUCAGAACAGGAAUCUUGCAAAUGGUCCUAGCCAUCCUCGGCUGGACCCUGAGGAAAUUCAGAUGGCUGAUUAUAUGUCUAAAAAUGUUCCUGCUACUGAGCAUGUCAUUCGAAGAGAAACAGAAACCACCUUUUCAGGGAGCCAUUCCUGCUCACCAUCACAUCCCUGCUCAACAGGGACUCCAACCUCAAGCCAAAGACAUGAAAGCCACACUUGGAGCUUGGAACGAACAGAGAGUAUGACUUCAGAUUGCCAAUCUGGGAUUAUGUUAUCUUCAGUGGGCACCAGCAAGUGCAACAGUCCUGCCUGUGUGGAAGCACGGGCUCGGCGAGAAGCAGCUUACUCUCUCGAAGAGCAAAGGAAGUCAACGAUGCAAUACAGAGACUCUGUGGAUUCCCUUCGAGACUCGCCGCAUAGUGAGAGGUACGUGUCUGCCUUGACCACCCCAGCACGCCUGUCGCCUGUUGACUUUCACUACUCAGCCUCUGCCCACAUGCCCACCUUUGAGAUCACCUCCCCCAACUCUGCUCAUGCCGUCUCCCUGCCACCCGCAGCAUCCAUUAGCUUCCAGGUGGAGGAGCAGCAGCCAUUGCUCCGAAGGUACCAGGUCCCGUUUCAAGAUAUACAGAGAUACGACGGUUACUACCAAAGAAGGAGUUACCUGAAUGAGAGCACGGGGAGCUUGCCCUCCAGUCCCUUUCGCAUCACAGAAGAUGAUGAGUAUGAAACCACGCAUGAGUACAUCACUGCGCUAGAACAGCCAAAGAGAACAGGCAACAACAGCAGGAGGUGGAGGAAGUCCAAACUGAAUGGGCACCUGUCGCACAGGGGCAAAAUGCUUAGAGAUUCCUUUUCAGUGAGCAGCGCCUCAUACAGCGAGUCUGAUGAGGAGCUGGUGGCUGAGAGCACCCCCUUCUUAAGUAUGCGGAACGCUGAGGCGAUGGACCCAGAUUCGCCCCCUCUGUACCGACUGGCUGACAGCAGGACUUACUAUUCCUUUGACAGAUGCAGCACACAGGGAGACCGCGGGCUCACACGGACCAGGUCCAACCAAGAUUCAGCACCACCUUAGAUGCCACCUUCCUCAUGCCCACUCCCACGAGCACCCCAGGACUGAGGAGGGGGGGGGGGACAAUAACAGAAGAGACAAAUUUUUAUUUUAUAUAAAAAAAUGGGAAAAAACUAUAACAAAGAAAUGUUUUAUUUUCAUUUUAGCAAUGAUGUCUUAUAAUAGCUAAUGGCAAAGACCUUUUUAUAAGGAAUCUAUUUAUAUGUAACAUCUUGAUUUACAGCUUCUGAGAAAAGAAGAAAUCAACAAAAAAUAAAAAAAAUAAAAAAGAGAUGGGCCAAUUUUUGACUACUUACAAAUCAUUGAGAAAUAUCGUGGUGCCUUUUGCUGUAUGCUAAUGCCAGAAUCCACACAGAAGAUUAUGUUGAAGCAUUCUUGAGAUCAUUGGCUUUAAGUUCAGGACAACCUGUUACAGAAUAUUUUCAUGGGCACUUUUCCAUUUGAGCAACUCUCUUUUCAAUUGCUUGAUAUCUGGAUGUUGGUAAUCUAGUCCUUUUAAAGUAUUGAUGCCCACUGCCCACACCUUUAAUCUCUCUCUCUUCCCCUCCCUCCCCUUCAAACACAUACACAAGACACAUGUCUUAAUAUUUCCGAUAGUACUUUCCCUUUGCAGGAAAAAAGCAAAUAUGUACUGGUAAGUAAAAUUUAAAUCAUUAAAAAAAUAAGUAGAAAGAGUUUCAUUUUAAAAGUGCACAGUAGUAACAGUCCUUACAAAUUAUAUCUUGUCCUGAACAGUUUGUGAAUGUGGGGGUAACAAAUGAAAGAAAUCAAAUGUUUCGGAUGAAUAAAUUACUUUAUAUUUGUUCCAAUAUUGCUGUUGCUUUAUCACUGCUUCAGCAUUGGGUUUGCACUAGCUGUUCAUGAGUCUCUCUGAGCAACCACGGCACACUUUUGGAACAAUAAAUAAACGUUUAAAUAAAAUUGCAACCCAGCAGCUGAUACUGACAUGCUCAUAAAGCAACUGGAUUGCUGGUUCGAAUCCAACGCGGGGAGAGUGUGAAUGAGCUCCCUCUGUCAGCUCCAGUUCUAUGUGGGGACAUGAGAGAAGCCUCUCACAAGGAUGAUAAAACAUCAAAAACAUCUGGGCAUUCCCUGAGCAAUGUCCUUGCAGACAGCCAAUUCUCUCACACCAGAAGUGACUUGCGGUUUCUCAAGUCAUUCUUGAUAUGAAAAAAAAUAAAGCAACUUGAACCCCACAGUGGAAGGUUCAGGACAUAAAAGGUGCUGCAGAUGAGGUGUGGACAUUGCUUGUAUUUUCAAGCCCAGGUGAAGUAAGGGUCUUCGUAGUGCAUCAUCAGUGAACCCCCCUCCUCCUCCUCUCUUACAUCACUGAUAGAUUUGCCACCAGCACGCUAGCUCCAGCCUCAGCACUCCUCCCAUGGAAAGCAACAUCAAAGGGAAAUACCUUUGUGCGCUGCAUUGUGUAAAGAUGGUUGUUACUGUAAUGUUCUAGCGUGUCAUAAUGACUUUUUGUUUACUUUUUUAAAAAAACCAAUAAGCCACAAGGUCACAAGUUCUGAGGCAGCCUUCUGUGUCGAGGUGUCAAGAUCAUUCCCAUUGAAAGAGGGAGAGUGCUUCUUUCCUUUGAGUUCCUUGUGGGGCCCUCCUUGGCCUGCCUCAUUCUUUCCCUCUUUUGACUUCUGCAUGUCCUUUGCAUUUCAGAUAACUGUAGAUUGGAUGCAUGGAGAAGCUGUGACUGAGAAGAUAAAAUACAAAUGCCAGUGUAUUUCAUUUAACUUUUAGCAAUAAAGUACUUUAAACCCUUUGUUCCUCACCCACAACAGGGUCCAAUAGAAACGCUGCUAAUUUGUCAUAAAGAUGAUUGUAAAAAUUUGCUCUGGAUUGUCUGAAUGUCAGAACUCUUGACUGUUUAACACUUGAACUUUUUUAAUAUUAUAAAUAAAAAUAAGAAAUAACUA
This is a messenger RNA of Anolis carolinensis (green anole), 4424 nucleotides long. RefSeq names its product neuregulin 2 (gene nrg2). Gene Ontology annotation, molecular function: signaling receptor binding. Gene Ontology annotation, biological process: animal organ development; intracellular signal transduction; nervous system development. The transcript has 11 exons. NCBI's taxonomy places the organism in Eukaryota, Metazoa, Chordata, Lepidosauria, Squamata, Anolidae. The record is from RefSeq and is a predicted model, not a curated record. Bases 292 to 2508 code for a protein of 738 amino acids.